AUGGCUCCAAAGUACACCGAGGCCAGCAUUAUUGAAAAACAAAUCAGUUUCUCAGUUGUAAAAAUCACAUUCUUAGGGCUCUAUCGAUAUGCGACCACAAUCGAUGCUGUGCUUCUUUUUAUUUGUGCGGUCUCAGCCAUUCUCGCUGGUGCUUGCCAGCCCGCACCAACUCUAGUAUUUAGUCGCAUUGCCUAUAUUUUUGUUCAAACCGAAGGCACAACAGGGCAUCAAGACUCUUCUAGCGCAGUUGAUCAUUACACCCUGCUCUUUCUCUACAUUGCCAUCGGCUCAUUCGUCACACAGUAUGUAUCCACCACUGGAUUCAUCUACCUUGGCGCAAAGAUUACGCGGCGCAUAAAAGAGCACUGCAUGGAAUCUAUCUUAACGCAAAAUGUUGCGCUGUUUGACGAGCGAGGCGCGGGGGAGAUUGCUACUCAGCUUACCUCUGAUGCCCACCUAAUCCAGGAAGGCCUGUCGCAAAAGCUUGCUCUCACCCUCAGCGCAGUUGGGACUCUGGGUGCGACAUUUAUCAUUGCAUUCACUGUACAGUGGAAGAUUACGUUUAUGCUUAUUUGGUGCAUUGUCGUGGGUGUGAUCCUCUUGCUUGGAGGCAACAAGAUCGCUGCACGCUACAGCGGGAAAGCGUUGGAGGCAUACUCGGCGGGCGGAUCUCUGGCUGAGGAAGCCCUCAGUGCCAUCCGAUAUACAACAGCCCUGGGCAUGCAAAGAGAUAUCCUGGACCGGUAUAGCACGCAGAUUAAAUCCGCUGAGAAGCAUGGUUUCCGCCUAAAGAGCUUCAUGGGUGCAAUGGUCGGCUUUGCCGUCGGGAUUGGGUAUGUCAAUGUUGCGUUGGCCUUUUGGCAAGGCUCUCGAUACUUGUCAUUCGGAAGUGCUACCUUUACCGCAGUUGUGACCAUCACACUGGCAAUCAAGUCUGCUGCUUUUUCAGUCCUUGGAGUGGGGGCUAAUGCAGGCGCCUUCGUGUCAGCAGUUGCUGCAGGAGGGCGCGUCUUUAGCCUGAUCGACCGCAUCUCUCCAAUUGACUCAUCUUCCGCAGACGGCCUUGUGAUUAGUGAUGAUAUUGUUGGCCAAAUCGAAUUCCGGGAUGUGAAGCAUAUAUAUCCAUCUCGACCAAGCGUCGUGGUCGCAGACAAUCUGACCCUGACAUUUCGACCUGGACAGAUGACUGCCGUCGUUGGCUCGUCUGGAGCCGGGAAAAGCACAAUCGGACAUCUUCUCGAGCGGUUUUACGAUCCUGUCGCCGGUCAGAUAUUGCUGGACAACCUUGAUAUCCGCGAUAUUAAUCUCAAGUCCCUCCGCCAAAAUAUUCGUCUGGUCGAUCAAGAGCCCAGCCUUUUCAACACGACAGUGGUGGAGAAUAUUGCAUACGGCCUGGUCGGCACAAAGUUUGAAAGUCAUACGCCGGAAAAGAAACAACAAAUGAUUGAGAAUGCGGCACGACUAGCCUGCGCCCACGACUUUAUUAUGCAACUGCCAGAUGGAUACCUUACUCGCGUUGGAGCUAGAGGAUCAAAGCUAUCUGGCGGUCAGAAGCAGAGGAUUGCCAUUGCUCGAGCACUUAUUGGGCAACCGAAGAUUCUUAUCCUGGACGAAGCGACCUCGGCAUUAGACACUACAACGGAGAUUCAAGUCCAAAAUACACUGAAGGCAGUUAGAAGUACCUGCACUACAAUUAUUAUUGCACACAGACUGUCCACUAUUCAAGGGGCAGAUAACAUCAUCGUGCUGGACGGUGGGAGAAUUGUUGAGCAGGGUAAACAUGACCACCUCAUGCAACUUCAGGGAAACUAUUUCCUCCUGGUAGAGGCCCAAACUCACAGGGACAGCGCUGGAAAUACUAUUGAUGCAAAGGUCGAAGCUGAUCUCACUGAAAAAAGACUCUCCAUUAGCAAAGCGUUGGAUACACAGCUUGCUUUGGAUGGUGAGCUGCCAGCUAGCUGGUUGAAGACCUCCCCAGAUGACCUGAUCGAUAAAUCGAACGGGGACUCAUCUCUCGCUCUGGCUCGAUUUGUUGCUUCUCUGAAUUUAAAGGAGCUACCUAUUAUCUCGCUCGGGUUGGUUUGCUCGAUCAUUGCUGGAUUCGAAGAGCCAAUUUCCGCCAUCUUGUUUGGGAAGGCUAUUACAGCCAUCGCUUUACCACCCAGUGAGGGCAGCCUCCUUCGCCGCCGUGCAGGGCUCUGGUCGCUCAUGUUCUUGGUCCUGGCUCUAGUGGAAUGUUUGGUAUUCAUUAUUCAGGGAGUUGCCUUUGCCUACUGCUCCGAACGCCUUGUAUACCGGGCACGCUAUCGCGCUCUGGAGGCAAUUCUCCGGCAGGAAAUCUCUUUUUUUGAAAAGGAAGAAAACAGCAUCGGGGCCUUGACAUCCCUUCUCUCGGUUGAGUCUACUAAUCUGGCGGGGAUUAGUGGAGCGACAUUGGGGACGAUACUGAUUGCAAUUUCCACACUGGUCACCGCGUUUGUCGUGGGUUGUGCCUUUGGAUGGAAACUGGCCCUUGUCUGCUCUUCAGUCAUACCGGUCCUUGUUGGUAGCGGGUUCUAUGGUGUCUGGCUCGUCGCAAGGCUACAAGAACAAACUGAUAGGGUUAGUAAAGAGACUGCUGCAUACGCGACCGAGACAGUGACCUCUAUCCAAACUGUCUUUGCUUUCACGAGAGAGCAGGAUGUGCUGGCGUAUUUUAAACAGGUGCUUGCGAUCUCCGAGCGUGCUGGCCUCAAAACCAAUUUGAAAACCUCGGCGCUCUAUGCCCUAUCUCAGUCACUCCUCUACGCCUGUAUGGGGCUCGGAUUCUGGUUUGGUGGCAGGCUGAUCCUUUGGCGUGAAUAUUCAACUUUUCAGUUCGUCACGGUCUAUUCGUCUAUCACCAUGGGUGCCUUCUCUGCUGGCCUCGUCUUCUCAUUUGCCCCUGAUAUCGGCAAAGCCAAGAAGUCCGCUCAGGAUUUCAAGAGGCUCUUCGAUCGAAAAUCCAAGAUCGAUCCACUAAAUUCCAGUGGAUACAGCGUUGGAAAUGUCCAAGGGAGAAUUGAAUUUCGAAACGUUUCUUUUCGGUAUCCAUCUCGGCCCGACUUGGUCUUGGAUGGUGUCUCAUUUACCAUUGAACCUGGACAACAUGUCGCGCUUGUUGGCGAAACAGGAAGUGGUAAAAGUACCAUUAUUUCUCUUCUCGAAAGAUUCUACGACCCGACGCACGGAGAAAUCUUGGUGGACGGCCAGCCGAUCACCACCCUGAAUGUGAAAGAGUAUCGACAAGCCCUGGGCCUAGUUAUUCAAGAGCCAAGCCUGUAUGACGGCACGAUCAGGGAGAAUUUACUUCUUGGACUCAAUCCGGAAGCCACUUCUGAUGAAAUGAUUGCAUCUGCUUGCAAAACCGCAAAUAUCUACGACUUCAUCCUAUCUCUUCCGGACGGAUUUUCUACCACAGUAGGCAAUCGUGGCAGCCAACUGAGCGGCGGGCAGAAGCAGAGACUCGCGCUGGCUCGUGCCCUGGUGCAGCGGCCCGCCAUUCUGUUACUGGAUGAGGCCACCUCAGCGGUCGACGCGAAGUCCGAGAAGCUCAUUCAGGAGGCGUUAGACAGCGCGUCUGAAUGUCGUACCGCUCUUACAAUUGCCCAUCGUCUGAGCACUGUGAGAAAUGCGGAUGUCAUCUACGUACUGGAUCAAGGCCGAAUCAUCGAGGCAGGACUAGCGGUUAAGGACGAAGGCCUAGUAGAGGGUCUAGAUUAG
Molecule: messenger RNA, 3741 nt
Organism: Penicillium canariense
Lineage: Eukaryota; Fungi; Ascomycota; Eurotiomycetes; Eurotiales; Aspergillaceae
Product: ABC transporter ATP-binding protein
Exons: 4
Coding region: 1-3741 (1246 amino acids)
Biological process (GO): transmembrane transport
Cellular component (GO): membrane
Molecular function (GO): ATP binding; ABC-type transporter activity; ATP hydrolysis activity
Source: RefSeq, a predicted model, not a curated record